Messenger RNA from Cucurbita pepo subsp. pepo (vegetable marrow), 684 nucleotides. RefSeq names its product basic blue protein. Gene Ontology annotation, molecular function: electron transfer activity. The record is from RefSeq and is a predicted model, not a curated record. Gene Ontology annotation, cellular component: plasma membrane. NCBI's taxonomy places the organism in Eukaryota, Viridiplantae, Streptophyta, Magnoliopsida, Cucurbitales, Cucurbitaceae.
AUCGUUUUUUCCAUUCUUAAAGCUCCCUUAGCACUAAACACUCAAAAAGUUUAGAAAACAAUGGCGGAGGGAAGAGGCAGUGCAAUGGCUAUCACUUUGUUGCUUUGCCUGUUCUUCAUCCACUGUGAGAUGGCUCAGGCUAAGUAUUACUUUGUUGGAGGUUCCAAAGGAUGGACCUUUAAUGUUACUAACUGGACUAAGGGAAAGACUUUCCGUGCUGGUGACGUUCUUGUAUUCAACUAUCCAGCAAUGGCACACAACGUGGUGGCGUUGAAGAACAGAGUGGCUUACAAUUGGUGCCUAAAAACAAGAGACGCAAAGGUUUACCAAACAGGAAAAGACAGAAUCAGGCUUGUCGAAGGAUACAACUAUUUCAUCUGCAGCUACCCUGGCCACUGCAGGGCUGGCAUGAAGAUCGCCAUUAAAGCUCGCAAGAAACUUUUAUAAUUAAUAAGCUGAUUCCUAUAUGAAUUAGUUCUUAAUUAAGGCUUUGUUUCUUUUCUAAUGUUGGAAAGUGUGCUUGUGUUCUUGUUGUUCUGAGAUUAGAAGAUGUUUAAUUAUGUGUUUUGGUGACCUGCAUUUUUGCGAGAAAUGCGGCCACAUCUAUGGAAGGGGUAUUGAAUGUCUAAGGAGUUUUGAUGAGUUGUUUGAUGAGCUCUCAAAACGUGUAAGCCAGGAAGAAUA